GAUUCUAUUAAUUAUUACUAUGAUGCGGUGCGCAAGUAUACAUGGCGUACACGCUCCAAGCAAACAGUCAACAAUCGGGCUCGAUUUGAGUUGAAGCCACCAAAUCCAGUCCUCCCCUUCGGGUAUCAACACAAAAUAUCAAACUAGUGAUCGUAGAUCAACCAACAACAUCAAAAGCAAGACAGCAAGUGGUAUCAAUCUAGUUGCACGGCGCAAAACAUGAACACACGCAAGCCUCGGUUGGGAUAAACCUGCGCGAAUGGAUAUCAUUAAGGAACGAAAUGCACCGGUGACGUCGACGCAGUGAGAAAUGACCGCCAAAGCAGCAUGUGGGUAUCAUUGACAUUCCUUGCACCAAAUCCUUCUUAGACUUGGCCAAGGAGUGCCUGCGGAAACGAUAUAGAGCGAUUCGAAGACAGCAAAAAAAAAAAGAGCAGACCGGGUCCAGAUCGACAUAUAUGUUUUUUGGAAAUGUUUUUUUUUCGUGGUUUUUCUCUCAGCACUUUUUCGUUUUCCGUCAUGGUAAUGAUUCAACAGCAUGCAGAGGCGUUGGGAGACGUAGAAAGUUGAUCCCACCAUUUCUCAAACUCGACGGCACGCCUCUGAGAAUGAGCACUUCAUGCCGCAGCCUGGACAGGAGUCGAGGUCGCAGCGACAGUCGCAGGCUUGGCCUCCUCGGUGGCGGGAGCCUCAGCGGGCUUGCUGGCUUCCUCGGCGGGAGCAGCCUCAGCGGAAGUCUCCUGAGCGGUGGGCUCAGCCUUGUCCUCCUCCUUGGCAGAGGCUUCCUUGUUGUCGAGCUUCACGGCCUUGCUGGGCUUGCGGAAAAGACCGCCGAGCUUGUUGCUCUUGGCCUUGGCCUCGCCGUCGGUGCCCUCAUUGUCAGAGUCACCCUUCUUCUUGCCGAAGUUACCGAAGAAAGAGGUGCGACGCUUGUCCUUGCCGGCAGGAGUCUCGGCAGUGGGGGACUGAGCGGCAGUCUCCUUGGGGCCUCGGCCUCAGUGGCAGCGGCGGCGGUGGUCACGGUCUCAGGCUCGAUGGGCUUCACGGCAGCCUCCUCGACGGGGUUCUCGAGCUGGGGGCAGUGCUGGAGACAGCGGAGGUCUCAGCAGGAGCCGCAGCCUCCUUCUCGGACUUCUCGUGGGAAGGGCUGGUAACCUUCUGGAAGAAGUUACCGAACAGAGAGCUUCAGCAGUAGCGGUCUCGGCGACAGGCUCGGCGGCGGCGGCUUCGACGGGCUUGGCGUCCUCGGUCUUCUCUUCCUUCUUCUCCUCAGUCUCCUCCUUCUUGCCGAGGAAGGAGCCGAAGAUGCUGGCCCUCUUGCGAGACUGAGAGCG
Molecule: messenger RNA, 1334 nt
Organism: Aspergillus novofumigatus IBT 16806
Lineage: Eukaryota; Fungi; Ascomycota; Eurotiomycetes; Eurotiales; Aspergillaceae
Exons: 2
Coding region: 459-1154 (231 amino acids)
Source: RefSeq, a predicted model, not a curated record